GUUCCUAUUAAUACUCCAUUUUCAAAAACGCGCUCUAGACGCCCGCGUCUUCGGCGGAUACUCGCUCAACGGUGACGAGCCGCACUGAUUUCGUCAUAAUCAGUCAAAAACUCGUUUGAUUUCGAAAAACUUGAGUUUUUGCUGUUUCUUGAUUGUAAAUCGAAUAAUUCAUACUCCCUCCGUUUUUUUAUAUAAGUCGUUUUAGAGGAAUUUUUAUGUUUCAAAUUAUAUGACGUUUUUGGUUUUUUAUGUAAAAUUUAUUAACAUUUAAUGUUAUAUGACCAAUGAUAAUAUACCAUCUAUUUUAUUAUUGCUUGAUUUGUGAUUAGGUAAAUAAUUAGUGAUGGUUUUGUUUAGAAAAUAUAAAAAAUUAAUGAUUUCUUAAUCUAUGUGCACAAUUCUAAAACGACUUAUAUUAAAAAACAGAGGGAGUAUUAGAUAUAUAAAAAUUGAGUGACGAUUUGAUGAAAAUGGCUAAACGUGAUGUAUAAAAAUGGAAAAUGCAUGCGGCUACACUGUGCUAGGUUUCAGAAUCUGCAGGAAAGAGAUGAAGAUGAAAUGUCUAAGACACCCCCUCUUUUAGAAAAGGUUAAAAAUAGAUGUCCCAAAGACCAGAAACUGAGAUUCUGAAAUCGAACUGCCGCUUGUUGCUCCGGAAAAGUGGACACAACCACUACACCAUUAUACAUUUAAUACUAACAUUGAAAUUAAAUAGUGUAUAUACUAAAUAUCGAUAAAAACCUAUGAAAAGAAAUCCCCGAGUGAUUUCCGAUUUAUCUCCAUUUUUUUGUUAAGUCGCUAGGCCCGAAUCGACCGUCCGACUCACGCCUAGCGCAAUCUAGAACAUGGUUAAUACCUAAUGAAUAUUUUUUCAAAUAUUUCCAUCUUCUUCUCGUGUCUGUCUUAUCAAUCAUCAGACAAAUAAACUAAAUAAUCAAAUGGUCCUUCUACCCUUUGGAAAUUGUGUUUUUAUUAAUUAUUAAUUAUUUAAAAUAAAAAAGCAACGUAAUAUUUUCUACAGACAUGUAAUCAAUAUAUAAUGGACAGCUCAGAUUUCGUUAUUUUUAACUAACAGAUAAUUGGUCAAAAUAUAUGUAAAAACCCAAUUGUGCUAAUUGGUGUAUGAAAUUUGAAUAUAUUAUGUAUUGAUGUAUGUUUUAGCAUAUGAUCAAAGUGUAUGUACUGAUCGGAACCGCGUCACUCUGUUGAUGUAUGAAUAGAUCGAUUCCUCGGUAAUAGAAUCAGUUUUAGUGGUCCUAACGUCUCUAUUUUUUUUUCUAAGAGUCCCAACACUAUUUCUCAACCACAACUAUAGAACAAGAUUAAACGUCAUCUCAAAACGCAUUCAUAAACGAAAAAGAAGUCGAUUACAAUCAUGAAACCCAAGGUAUGUCCAUAACUGUAUUCAGCUUCAACGCUAAUAGUAGUCUCGGUCAAAACAGAUAAUGGUUUGACCAAAAAACAGAUAUUAUCUUAUCAUACAAGUAAAGCAUAAAAUCCAAACAUUCUAUGUAUAAAAGAAGUUUGCAACUAUUUAAUUUCGUUAGCAAAAAAGGAAAAUAAAACACAUACAGAACGAACCAAAACAAAAGGAUCAAAAUGGCUUUAAGCAGUAAACGUGUUUUUCUUGUGUUCUUAUGUCUCACUGUUCUCUUGAUCCCAGAAUUUGUAAAAGCUCAAGGUAAAGGGAAACCGAUCGUGAUAGGUACAUGCUAUAAAUUUCCACACUGCAAUCAGACUUGCGUUGAAUCAGAUUUUUCUGGUGGAAAAUGCGUCCCUUUACCACCCCCUGGCAUUAAUUUUGUAUGUGUUUGUUAUCCAAAAUCUUGAGGAUAUUGCAUUAGUGUUAUAAUAUUUUUAAUUAAAAAGGUCGCCAAAAACAAACAAUUCGAAAUAAAAAUUGGUCAACUUUGUA
This is a messenger RNA of Brassica napus (rape), 1915 nucleotides long. Its product is annotated as defensin-like protein 32. Lineage: Eukaryota; Viridiplantae; Streptophyta; Magnoliopsida; Brassicales; Brassicaceae. The transcript has 2 exons. The record is from RefSeq and is a predicted model, not a curated record. Bases 1600 to 1830 code for a protein of 76 amino acids.